This is a messenger RNA of Cydia splendana, 2474 nucleotides long. RefSeq lists its product as uncharacterized. NCBI's taxonomy places the organism in Eukaryota, Metazoa, Arthropoda, Insecta, Lepidoptera, Tortricidae. The record is from RefSeq and is a predicted model, not a curated record. The coding region runs from base 114 to 2474 and encodes 786 amino acids. The transcript has 4 exons.
UUUCGUCGACUGACACUUUUGGAAUUGUCGAUUGUGAGAUAGUUCCUUCGAAUGGGGACUCCUCAUGCAAAUUUUCGUUUGAAGCGUUCGUGCUUCCCAAGAUCUGUCAUGAUAUGCCACCAGAACUACUGAAUGUCUCUUCUUGGAGGCAUCUGAAGGAUUUAGAUCUCGCUGAUCCGUCUUUUCACAAAUCUGGACCUAUAGACAUGUUGGUUAACGUCAACCUUUUCGCUGCUGCACUACAAUCUGGCGUUGUCAAGGGCAACGCAGAUGAGCCCAUAGCUGUCCGCACUGUUUUCGGCUGGUUGGUGAUGGGUGAGUGCCCUAUAAUCGUUAACACUUCUCGUUCUCGUUGUCAUAAAGGUUCAGAAGGUGAUACUCAGAGGUGCUAUCUCGUGUCGAGUCUAUCGUUAGACAAUAAUAUCAAGCGCUUCUGGGAACUGGAAAGUGUAGAUCCUCCCAAAAAUAUCGUUUUGUCGAAAUCAGAAAUGUCGUGUGAAAACCAAAUGGAAACUUCAUAUUGUCGCACUCCUGAGGGUAGGAUGGUAGUACCAUUAACUUAUGUCGAUCCUCAGGAUAAACCCAGGUUUUCAAAUUGUCGUGAGAUAGCUCUCAAGCGUCUCUUAAAUUUAGAGAGGAAAUUCAAAUUGAAUCCUCAGUUUCGGACAGCUUAUGUCAAUUUCAUGGAUGACUACCUUAGUUGCGGUCACAUGGUGGAAGUUGAUCCUCCCUUGUCGUCUGAAGAUCAACUUCACAAUUUCGAAAACGUCCAUGAUUUAUCGUUAAAAAUUCUCGGUUUGUCGUGGCUUCCUAAGGAAGAUACUUUCACAUUCAAGACCUCCUUGAAUGAUUGUCGUUGUACGAAGCGAUCGAUCCUCUCGGACAUCGCUCGUAUCUUUGAUCCUCUGGGUCUAUUGUCGCCUGUCGUAUUUUUCGCAAAAUAUUUAAUUCAACUUCUAUGGGUUUCGGGUGUCGAUUGGGACAGCGAGGUUCCUAUCGCUAUCGCUCAAGAAUGGCGUAAAUUCAAAUCGCAAUUGGCCGAAAUGAGCUCGUUGUCCAUUCCCCGUAGAAUGGUUGUAUCUUUCGUAUCGUUACAGCUUCACGGGUACUGUGACGCCUCGGAGAAGGGUUACUGUGCUGUCAUUUAUUGUCGUGUCGUUCAAAAUGACGGAUCCGUUGUCGUGCGUCUUUGUUGCGCUAAAACGAAGGUGGCCCCCCUUCGUAAAUGCUCUAUUCCGAGAUGCGAGCUGUUAGCUGCUGUCUUGUUGUCGGACUUGAUUGUCUCGUUUACCGAAGCUGUAAAAGAUUUUCACACCUUUGAUGAUAUCCACGCUUGGUCAGACUCUACUGUCGCGCUGACUUGGAUUCGUUCGUGUCCAUCAAAGUGGAAAACUUUUGUGGCUAAUAGGGUUGCGCAUAUACAAGAAAACGUUCCCCCUGAAAAUUGGCACCACGUUUCUGGUUCGGAUAAUCCAGCAGAUUGCGGCUCCCGCGGUUUGUUACCUGCUGAUUUAAUCCAGAAUACGCUAUGGUGGGCGGGGCCUACUUGGCUGUCUAAUCCUCAAGAAUCUUGGCCGGAAUCUGAGAUCUUUUCAGAUCAAGCUGCUUCGAACGAGCAAAAAAUCUAUAGUUUGUUCACAGACUCUAAUAUAUCGUUGAUUGACAACAUGUUGAGCAGAUUCUCGUCUUUACAACGCAUAUUGCGUAUUUUCGCUUAUUGUUUUCGGUUCAUGCAUAACUUGCAAAAAUCAUCGUCGAAAAUCACAGAUCCGAAUCUGUCGUCUGAAGAAAUUACGAAAGUUCUUCAUUUUCUCGUGAAACGUGUCCAGGAGCGAGCCUUCGCCUCAGAAUUGCGGUGCUUGUUGACAGAUAAGUCGACCCACUCUCUAUCGAAACCCAUGCGGAAAUUGGCGCCGUUUGUGGAUGAGCGUGGAAUGCUCAGGAUUGAGGCGAUGCUGAACUCACGGCCUUUGUCCCCUGUCAGCUCAGACCCAAACGACCUGUCAGUGUUGACCCCCGGACAUUUCCUUACUUUGGAGCCGCUCACCAUAUUGCCUGAAAGCAACAUGGUCGAUGCGAAAUUAGGUCCACUUCAGAGAUGGAAAUUGUUACAAAAGAUCCAUCAGGAUUUCUGGCGUAAGUGGCACGUCGAAUAUCUGCACACAUUGCAGCAGCGCCACAAAUGGUUCGAUAGCCAGAAAAACAUUGUCGUCGGGACGCUCGUGCUUAUUGUCAAUGAGCAAUGUAGCCCCAUGAAGUGGAAAAUUGGCCGGCGGCAGCUGCACGACGACGUACGUCCAUGGUUCCUGAGUACAAACUGGUCGAUCGUCGGAUUGCUUGCCGCGCGCGGCUGCCGCGCUAUAAUUCAAGAUGGUGCCAAAAAUGGCUCGCGAGCCAAAAUACAGAUUUGCCGCGGUCGAACAAUGCUUGCGCGGCCGCCGCGCGAUAUCGAGACGCGGCUUAAGAAAAAGUGA